GGCCGGCUCGGGGGAGCGCGCUUUCGGCCGCGGGGGCGCACGGCGGGCGGCGCGCGGAGCGGCGGGCGUGCGCAACCAUGCGCCAGGGCGCACGGCCGGCCGGCCAGAGCGGCGAGGGCGCACGGGCGCCGCCCGCCAGGGGGUAGCGGCCCUGGCCCAGGGAUGGAGCGCGGCGGCGGCGGCGAGCGGCCCCUGACGCGGAGGGGGCUCGUGAAGCGUCUCCUAUGGGCCUGACUGCUUGCCAGCAAAUGCCAUGGAAUUUUGUGCUCAGAAACACCCCACAGAGGAGGAAAGGCGCGUGAAGGCAAACGCUCGGGAGUACAAUGAAAAAUUCCAGUACGCGAGUAACUGCAUCAAGACGUCGAAAUAUAACGUGCUCACCUUCCUGCCCAUCAACCUUUUUGAGCAGUUCCAGGAAGUUGCCAACACUUACUUCCUCUUCCUCCUCAUCCUCCAGCUGAUUCCGCAGAUAUCCUCGCUGUCCUGGUUCACCACGAUAGUGCCUUUAGUCCUCGUGCUGACGAUCACGGCUGUCAAGGACGCCACUGACGACUAUUUCCGCCACAAGAGCGAUAACCAGGUGAACAGCCGUCAUUCCCAAGUUCUGAUCAAUGGGAUCCUCCAGCAGGAGCAAUGGAUGAAUGUUCGUGUCGGUGACAUCAUCAAGUUGGAGAACAAUCAGUUUGUAGCGGCUGAUCUGCUGCUGCUGUCCAGCAGUGAGCCUCACGGACUUUGCUACAUCGAGACGGCCGAGCUGGAUGGGGAAACCAAUAUGAAAGUCCGACAGGCGAUCCCGGUGACGUCGGAGCUGAGCGACACCAACAACCUUGCGCACUUUGAUGGAGAGGUGAUUUGCGAAGCCCCCAACAACAAACUGGACAAAUUCAGUGGGAUGCUGUACUGGAAGGAGAGCAAAUACCCUCUGAGCAAUCAGAAUAUGUUGUUGCGUGGUUGCGUCCUUCGCAAUACGGAAUGGUGCUUCGGCUUGGUCAUUUUCGCAGGGCCGGACACCAAGUUAAUGCAAAACAGCGGCCGCACGAAAUUCAAGAGGACGAGCAUUGACCGUUUGAUGAACACUCUGGUGCUCUGGAUUUUCGGGUUCCUUGUCUGCAUGGGGGUGAUCCUGGCCAUCGGCAACUCCAUCUGGGAAUACGAAGUGGGCGCCCGCUUCCAGAUUUACCUGCCUUGGGACGAGGUGGUAGACAGUGCCUUUUUGUCGGGAUUCCUGUCCUUCUGGUCGUACAUCAUCAUCCUCAACACCGUCGUCCCCAUCUCUCUUUACGUGAGCGUGGAGGUGAUCCGCCUCGGGCACAGCUACUUCAUCAACUGGGACAAGAAAAUGUAUUGUGGGAAACGGUGCACGCCGGCCGAGGCCCGGACCACGACGCUGAACGAGGAAUUGGGUCAGGUGGAGUACAUCUUUUCGGACAAGACGGGCACCCUCACUCAGAACAUCAUGGUCUUCAGCAAGUGCUCCAUCAACGGACGCAGCUACGGCGACGCUCUGGAUGACCUCGGGUACAAGGCUGAGCUUGGAAAGAGAACAGAUCCGGUGGAUUUUUCCUGCAACCCGCUGGCCGAUCCCACGUUUACCUUCUGGGACACCGGACUUUUGGAAACGGUGAAGCUGGGCGACCUUCAUGUCCAUGAGUUCUUUCGUCUCCUCGCUCUUUGCCACACCGUCAUGUCUGAAGAGAAAUGCCCAGGAGAAUUGUACUACAAAGCCCAGUCUCCCGACGAGGGCGCCCUGGUGACCGCUGCCCGCAAUUUUGGCUUUGUGUUCCGCGGGCGCACCCCCAAGACGAUCACGGUGCAGGAGCUGGGGCGGCCGGUCACCUACCAGCUUCUUGCCAUUUUGGACUUCAACAACGUUCGCAAGCGAAUGUCGGUCAUUGUGCGGAAUCACGAGGGGCAAAUACGCCUUUACUGCAAAGGGGCUGAUAUCAUUCUCUUGGAAAGGCUUCACCCUGGCAACCGAGAGUUGUACAACCUCACCACUGUCCAUCUCAACGAAUACGCCGGCGAGGGUCUUCGCACGCUGGUGCUGGCUUAUCGGGACCUGGAAGAAAAGUCCUACGCCGGGUGGGCCGAGCGGCUUCAGCAAGCCUCCCUGGCUGGCGAGGGGCGCGAAGAGCGGAUGGCCCGGCUGUACGAGGAGGUGGAAAAUGACCUGGUGCUGCUGGGAGCGACGGCUAUCGAAGACAAGCUGCAGCAGGGAGUUCCGGAGACCCUCGCUCUUCUUAGCUUGGCCAACAUUAAGAUUUGGGUCCUGACAGGGGACAAACAAGAGACGGCGGUCAACAUCGGGUACUCCUGCAAACUGCUGACCGACGAAAUGACAGAGGUCUUUGUCAUCUCCGGACACACCGUCUUCGAGGUCCGGCAAGAGCUGCGGAAGGCUCGAGAGAAGUUGAUGGACUCGUCACGGUCGAUGGGAAACGGGUUCGCCUACCAGGAGAAGCUGUCCACCUCAAAGCUGACGUCUGUCCUGGAGGCCGUGGCGGGGGAAUACGCCUUGGUUAUCAACGGACACAGCCUGGCGCACGCCCUGGAAGCCGACAUGGAGCUGGAGUUCUUGGAGACGGCGUGUGCUUGCAAGGCGGUCAUCUGUUGCCGAGUGACCCCCUUGCAGAAGGCUCAGGUGGUGGAGCUGGUGAAGAAAUACAAGAAGGCCGUUACCCUGGCCAUCGGGGAUGGGGCGAACGACGUGAGCAUGAUCAAGGCCGCCCACAUCGGCGUGGGCAUCAGUGGCCAGGAGGGGAUCCAGGCCGUGCUGGCCUCCGACUACUCCUUCUCCCAGUUCAAGUUCCUUCAGCGCCUGCUGCUCGUGCACGGACGCUGGUCGUACCUCCGGGUGUGCAAGUUCCUCUGCUACUUCUUCUACAAGAACUUUGCCUUCACCAUGGUGCACUUCUGGUUCGGCUUCUUCUGCGGGUUUUCGGCCCAGACGGUGUACGAUCAGUACUUUAUCACGCUGUACAACAUUGUUUACACCUCCCUGCCCGUCCUCGCCAUGGGGGUCUUCGAUCAGGAUGUGCCCGAACAUCGUAGCCUGGAGUACCCCAAGCUGUACGAACCGGGGCAGUUGAACCUCCUGUUCAACAAGCGGGAGUUCUUUGUCUGCAUCGCCCAGGGCAUCUGCACCUCCGUCUUCAUGUUCUUCAUUCCCUAUGGGGUCUUCAGCGACCACGCCCACCUGGCUGACUACCAGUCCUUUGCCGUUACGGUGGCCACCUCCCUCGUCAUUGUGGUCAGCGUGCAGAUUGGCCUGGAUACAGGGUUCUGGACGGCCAUCAACCACUUCUUCAUUUGGGGCAGCCUGGCUGUUUAUUUUGCCAUCCUCUUUGUCAUGCACAGCAACGGCCUCUUUCAGCUUUUCCCCAACCAGUUUCGUUUUGUUGGCAACGCCCAGAACACGCUGGCCCAACCCGCCGUGUGGCUCACCAUUGCCCUCACCACCGUGGUCUGCAUCAUGCCAGUCGUGGCCUUCCGUUUUCUCAAGCUGGACCUCAGACCGGAGCUCUCGGACACGGUGCGUUACACCCAGCUGGUCCGGAAGAAGCAGAAGACUCAGCAUCGUUGCAUGGGCCGGGUGGGACGCCCGGGUUCACGACGCUCCGGCUACGCGUUCUCCCACCAGGAAGGUUUUGGGGAACUCAUCACUUCCGGCAAGAACAUGCGGCUCAGCUCACUGGCCCUUUCCAGUUUCAGCGGCCGCCCCAGCACCAGCUGGAUCGAGACGCUGCGGAAGAAGAAAAGUAGCGCGGGAGGCGAGGCCGGGAGCGGGGCCAGCAGCCCCAGCGGGCCUGACAAGAUGCUGAAAGUGUGAGGCAGAACCAGGGGAUGGUCCUGGAUGGGCAGACCCGCACGCCAAAGACCCCGUUCCACUCCGAGGAUGUGAGAAAGCCAGGCAGGAACGGAUCGGUCCUCGCGGCAGUUGCGGAGAACUGGAAACCGAGGCUUGAGGUCUAAAGCCAUCGCCAUUUAUUCAAACCACAGAGCCCCAAAUUCAAGCCACCGGUGUAUUGGGGUAGCCCAGCCCUGGCUGGUUGGCGAAAGGAGGGCGUUAAGCGUUCCUGUCCCUGGAUGGGAAUCCCCCUGAACUUUUGUGGUCCAUUUUUUAAAUCCAGGAGGAUCCACUCCUUUGGGUAACACAGCAUCUUUCCUCCAAACCACAUGCGAAUGUAUGAAGCAGGAUGGUUGGGGUGUAACGAUGGGGACAAGGUCUGGGGGUGGGGGCAUGGAGAAAUCCUUCUGCUCCAGCGCUACCACUGUGUGGCUGAUGUCGGUCUUUUUCGAUCUGGAGAGAGAGAGAAAAUAAUAUUGCAGACGAAUCACGUUUACAGAAGAGAGAGGCUUUUCUGCUCCUCGGACGUUCAACUAGUGCUCAAGGAACUGGGUUCAGAGGGAGGGCCCCCCGCUCACCGAAGCAGAAACCAGGCCAGCCUCGCCAGGACAGACCUCGGCAUCGGAUACUCAGGUUGGAGGAAAGACUCGCUCCGUUGUGAUGCCCAAGCCUCAGCACGGGGCUUGGCUCUUCUCAAGGAUCAAGAACUUAGAGACGCCCCACAAAUCUUCUAAGGAGAGGCCGCGAUUGGCACCGGGGGCGGCCGUCGGAGGCAUUUGAUCUCCCCUGCGGCGGGAGGAAGUAAAGAGGUUUUAUUUUUUUAUCGUGUCAGGCUUGAGAUUGCAAAGAGCUGCCUCCUCUUUGCAUGCUCUCCGGGGGUUGCCCAGCCGGCCCCCCGAAGCAUUGCGUCCUGGGAGGUCGGGAAAACAGGGGCCGCUGAAUCGGAGCAGAGCCAAAGAAGAGCAACGCCUUGUUUCUUUUCUCCCCCAGCCAGACUCGCCAAGCUGCAGGUAGCUUCCACUUCCUUUUGAAGAACUCAUUCACCUUCUGGCCCUUCUCUCCUCUUGGCCUCCGUCUUCGUCUGCCGAGGCACGUGAGCUUUUGCACGGAGGGCCUCCCGCGGCUGCUAGAUUCCCAGCUGCAGAUGGAUGGAGCAAAUCUCCACAAAAGCUAAUUUUCCCUACCUUCCUCCAGAGUAGUGUUUCUCAACCGGAACAACUUGAAGAUGUGUGGACUUCAACUCCCAGAAUUCCCCAGCAUCACUGGGGGAAUUCUUCAAGUUGUUCAGGUUGAGAAACACUGCUCUUAAGUGAAGGGCAAAUUCCUAUAUUCCGGUUUGGGUAGAGAAUUCCUCAGAGCUGGCUCAACCAUUAGGGGAAAAGAAGUAACAGCAAAUCCUGCUGAGCCCUCACAGUGGUCCUCUUCUGUCAAAAGGCAGAAUUUGGGGUGCCACCUGGUUAAAAGUUUGGGGGGGCCCUUUUCAAAUCUAUCCUGCUGCCUUGUUCUUGGCCAAAUAGAGGGGACAGGCUUACAUGCGGCCCUGAAAAAGGAGGGUGAGGCUGGGGGCACCCACCGGCCGGUGCCAACAUAGCUUUCCUUGCCCGCCAACAUUUUGGCUGGUGUGCCAUGGAAAGCGAGUAGCCCAGUUGAAAAGCGGCAGAUACAUCGCCCCAAGAGACACGCCAGCGUCGGAUCUUGAUCUUUCAAACACUUCCAUUGCUCCGCUCACCAAUUUGGACUGCCAACGAGUUUGGACUGAUUUGGGGCAGGCGACCUGGGUCUUAGCGCCACGGGCAAGGGGCCGUGCCCAGCGCUCAUUUCAGACCCACCUUGAUACCAAAGAGGAACUGUUUGUCAGCCAGGGAGAGAGGGGCAUUCCAGUUGGCAGCAGCCUGUCCGUUUUGGCGGAAGGUGCAAAGACGCGGCUGCGCCACGCAGGGAUUAAGGAACAUUCCGUAUAAUUUAUUAUACAUUUCUAUACUGGGCAGAAUUGUAUCGUUUUAUGAAUAUAAAGAGAAAUUGCAUUUUCUUUA
Candoia aspera is the source of this 5880-nucleotide messenger RNA. It is a transcript of the gene ATP8B2, whose product is annotated as ATPase phospholipid transporting 8B2. Gene Ontology annotation, biological process: Golgi organization; phospholipid translocation. The record is from RefSeq and is a predicted model, not a curated record. Bases 254 to 3829 code for a protein of 1191 amino acids. Lineage: Eukaryota; Metazoa; Chordata; Lepidosauria; Squamata; Candoiidae. Gene Ontology annotation, cellular component: trans-Golgi network; plasma membrane. Gene Ontology annotation, molecular function: magnesium ion binding; ATP binding; ATPase-coupled intramembrane lipid carrier activity. The transcript has 28 exons.